CGCGGCCGCAGAACCAGCGGUCAUGUGACUGGGAAGAUGGCCGUCUUUCCGUGGCAUUCCAGGAAUAGGAACUACAAGGCUGAAUUUGCAUCAUGCCGGUUGGAGGCUGUGCCACUGGAGUUUGGAGACUAUCACCCAUUGAAGCCCAUAACUGUCACGGAGUCAAAGACAAAGAAAGUGAGCCGGAAGGGAAGCACAUCUUCCACGUCCUCCUCGUCCUCCAGCUCCGUGGUGGACCCGCUGAGCAGCGUCCUGGAUGGGACCGACCCCCUCUCCAUGUUUGCAGCCACUGCUGACCCUGCAGCCGCGGCGGCUGCCAUGGACAGCUCCAGAAAGAAACGUGACAGAGAUGAUAACACCAUCGUAGGAUCUGAUUUUGAGCCUUGGGCCAGCAAACGAGGAGAAAUCCUUGCCCGGUACACUACCACAGAAAAGCUCUCUAUUAAUCUGUUUAUGGGAUCUGAAAAAGGCAAAGCCGGGACCGCCACAUCCGCAAUGUCGGAGAAGGUUCGGACCAGGCUGGAGGAGCUGGAUGACUUUGAGGAGGGAUCCCAAAAGGAGCUGUUGAAUUUGACUCAACAGGAUUACGUGAACCGCAUAGAGGAGCUUAACCAGUCGCUGAAGGACGCCUGGGCCUCGGACCAGAAAGUGAAGGCUCUAAAAAUAGUCAUCCAGUGUUCAAAGCUUCUUUCGGACACCAGCGUUAUCCAGUUCUAUCCAAGCAAGUUUGUCCUCAUCACCGACAUACUCGAUACAUUUGGAAAGCUCGUGUACGAGCGCAUCCUUUCCAUGUGUGUGGAUAACCGCAGCGUCUUACCAGAUCACUUCUCUCCAGAGAAUGUAAAUGACACGGCCAAAGAAACAUGCUUAAAUUGGUUUUUCAAGAUUGCUUCCAUCAGGGAGCUCAUUCCGAGAUUUUAUGUCGAAGCAUCCAUCCUGAAGUGUAACAAGUUUCUCUCUAAAACGGGGAUUUCGGAAUGUCUGCCCCGACUGACAUGCAUGAUUCGAGGGAUCGGAGACCCGCUGGUGUCAGUGUAUGCCAGGGCCUAUCUCUGCCGGGCGGGAAUGGAAGUGGCUCCACAUCUCAAAGAAAGCCUAAAUAAGAACUUCUUUGACUUCCUCCUUACGUUCAAACAGAUUCACGGGGAUACGGUCCAGAACCAGCUGGUGGUCCAGGGAGUGGAGCUCCCAUCCUACCUCCCCUUGUACUCGCCCGCCAUGGACUGGAUCUUCCAGUGCAUUUCCUACCACGCCCCCGAGACUCUGCUAACCGAGAUGAUGGAGAGAUGCAAGAAACUAGGUAACAAUGCCUUGCUGUUGAAUUCCGUGAUGUCAGCUUUCCGGGCCGAGUUCAUUGCCACGAGGUCCAUGGAUUUCAUCGGCAUGAUUAAAGAGUGUGAUGAGUCCGGUUUCCCCAAGCAUCUCCUUUUUCGUUCACUGGGGUUAAACUUGGCCUUGGCUAACCCUCCUGAGGGUGAUCGACUUCAGAUUCUCAAUGAAGCUUGGAAAGUUAUCACUAAAUUGAAGAAUCCACAGGACUACAUUAAUUGUGCCGAAGUGUGGGUAGAGUACACCUGCCAGCAUUUCACGAAGCGAGAAGUGAACACCGUCUUGGCUGAUGUCAUCAAGCACAUGACUCCAGAUCGAGCCUUUGAAGACUCCUACCCUCAGCUUCAGUCAAUAAUUAAGAAAGUGAUUGCCCACUUCCAUGAUUUCUCAGUUCUUUUCUCAGUGGAAAAAUUUCUGCCAUUUCUGGACAUGUUCCAAAAGGAGAAUGUGCGGGUGGAUGUUUGCAAAUGCAUCAUGGAAGCUUUUAUCAAGCAUCAGCAAGAGCCUACCAAGGACCCCGUCAUUCUGAACGCCCUUUUGCACGUUUGCAAGACCAUGCAUGACUCUGUGAAUGCACUCACUCUUGAGGAUGAGAAAAGAAUGCUGGCAUAUUUGAUUAAUGGAUUUAUAAAAAUGGUUUCCUUUGGCCGUGAUUUUGAACAACAGCUAAGUUUUUAUGUUGAGGCCAGGUCGAUGUUUUGCAAUCUGGAGCCUGUUCUUGUGCAGUUGAUUCAUAGUGUGAACCGGUUGGCAAUGGAAACAAGAAAAGUAAUGAAAGGAAAUCAUUCCAGAAAGACGGCCGCAUUUGUCCGGGCCUGCGUUGCCUACUGCUUCAUUACCAUUCCCUCCCUGGUGGGGAUCUUCGCCCGCCUCAAUCUCUACCUGCAUUCUGGUCAGGUGGCCUUGGCCAACCAGUGCCUCUCCCAAGCUGAUGCCUUUUUCAAAGCUGCUAUAAGCCUCGUUCCAGAAGUUCCAAAGAUGAUUAAUAUUGACGGAAAGAUGCGGCCAUCGGAAUCGUUCCUUCUGGAAUUCCUCUGCAAUUUCUUUUCUACUUUAUUAAUAGUUCCGGAUCAUCCUGAACAUGGGGUCCUGUUUCUUGUUCGAGAGCUUCUCAACGUGAUCCAGGACUACACCUGGGAGGACAGCAGUGAUGAUAAAAUCCGCCUCUACACCUGCGUCCUGCACCUGCUGUCUGCCAUGAGCCAGGAGACCUAUCUCUACCACAUAGACAAAGUCGACUCCAACGACAGCCUCUACGGGGGGGACUCCAAGUUUCUGGCUGAAAACAACAAGCUGUGCGAGACGGUGAUGGCUCAGAUCCUGGAGCACCUGAAGACUCUGGCCAAGGACGAGGCCCUGAAGCGCCAGAGCUCGCUGGGCCUUUCCUUCUUUAACAGCAUCUUGGCCCAUGGGGACCUGCGCAACAACAGGCUCAACCAGCUCUCCGUCAACCUGUGGCACCUGGCACAGAGGCAUGGCUGUGCGGACACCAGGACCAUGGUGAAAACCCUGGAAUACAUCAAGAAGCGAAGCAAACAAGCAGAUAUGGGUCAUCUGACUGAGCUGGCCCUCAGACUCCCUCUGCAAACGAGGACCUGACCGCAGGCCCGUCCCCAAGGCCACGCCCAGGGGCUCUGGUGUGAAGUCCAGAGAGACCUACUUUGCUUUUUUAUUUUAUUUUUACACAUAUACAAAUUGGUUUAAGCUUUGGCCUCUCCCCAGAUUAUUCUAACAGUGAAGAAGUGGGACUUGUCAGAGCAUUAAAAUCCAAGCUUGUGCACCGAGCAGCAGCAUCUUAGUGAUUCUUUGCACAAGUGGCCUUCAGAUGGGCCUUUAGUGAGAAACAGAAGAAUGCAAGUAACAUUUCUUUUCUGGAAGGUGUCUGCUUUUUUUAUUGGAAAAAGAUCCU
This is a messenger RNA of Ceratotherium simum simum (southern white rhinoceros), 3238 nucleotides long. It is a transcript of the gene VPS35L, whose product is annotated as VPS35 endosomal protein sorting factor like. Gene Ontology annotation, biological process: endocytic recycling. The record is from RefSeq and is a predicted model, not a curated record. Lineage: Eukaryota; Metazoa; Chordata; Mammalia; Perissodactyla; Rhinocerotidae. Gene Ontology annotation, cellular component: endosome.